GUUGCCCGCGAUACGAAGCGUCACGAUCGUGAAAACAUUUGACAGUCGUAACGAAAAUGACAGGAACGAGAAUGAAACUGCAACUGUACGAUGCAGUCUAAAUCCACCAUCACAGUGACCCACGAGGACUGCGUCGACGAGUUGAUGGAAGAGUCGGUUUUCGAGCAGAUAUGCGACACGAUAUUCAUUCUGAUUCCUGAAGUUCCGCGACUGAAGCAGCUUUUCCUAAGCUGGAGUCAACUAGGGACAGAGGACAGAGUGCAGCUUGACGCUAAAGUGGCGAACUGGUGUUGCCCCAAUAGACGACAGCUUUAUAAACCCCUACAAGAAGCUUUGGUCCGUUGGGAGACCGUCCAGGACACACAAGGCGCCCCCGGCUGCGUGCCAGGUAUGGUCUCGUUUUCGUGCGACCCACGACUGGAGGAGCAGCUCGUCAGCGUUAUAUGCAGCCUGGAUCUGUUGUGCACGAAGAAUCGUAGGUACACAGAGAUCGACGGGGACUACGAAAUGUCGCUGAGCCUGAACUGCGAGAAUAAUUUGCGUUCGGUCGUCAGCCCGAAGGACAGAACGCCCCAUUCGGUACACAGUUGCGGGUACAUCGGGGACUACAAGAGAUCUGACGAUGAACCGAGUGGAUACUUGACUAAUUAA
Molecule: messenger RNA, 651 nt
Organism: Dufourea novaeangliae
Lineage: Eukaryota; Metazoa; Arthropoda; Insecta; Hymenoptera; Halictidae
Exons: 3
Coding region: 91-651 (186 amino acids)
Source: RefSeq, a predicted model, not a curated record